Messenger RNA from Salmo salar (Atlantic salmon), 4383 nucleotides. Its product is annotated as bromodomain-containing protein 2. Gene Ontology annotation, biological process: regulation of DNA-templated transcription; chromatin remodeling. NCBI's taxonomy places the organism in Eukaryota, Metazoa, Chordata, Actinopteri, Salmoniformes, Salmonidae. Gene Ontology annotation, cellular component: chromatin; nucleus. The record is from RefSeq and is a predicted model, not a curated record.
AGCGGCAGGCGGUAGCUUUUCGGCGCCAUUUCAUUGUAGAACUGUUCGGCGUUUAUUUGGUGGAAACAUAACAGUGGACAAAUUUGGAACAUAAAAAGAAUCCGGAUCCAUCCUAAUGGAAACGGCCGUUAACCCGCCCCUUGACAGCAGCUCUCUGGGAGUGGUGGGGCUGUCUGGCGGCGGGAUGGAGCACCAUGCCUCGGGCCCAGGCAAGCGCAUGCGGAAGCCCUCGCUGCUGUAUGAAGGCUUCGAGAGCCCCCAGCUGCCGUAUGCGCCGCCCCCUCCCCCGAUCCAGCCCCCCGUCAGGGACCCCGGCCGGCAGGGCUGCAUGACCAACCAGCUGCAGUUCCUCCAGAAGGCUAUGAUCAAGUCCCUGUGGAGACACCAUUUUGCCUGGCCCUUCCAUGAGCCAGUGGAUGCCUUCAGACUCAACCUCCCAGAUUAUCACAAGAUCAUCAAACAGCCCAUGGACAUGGGAACCAUCAAGAAGCGGCUGGAGAACAACUACUACCGCAGCGCCAGUGAGUGUAUGCAGGACUUCAACACCAUGUUCACCAACUGCUACAUCUACAACAAGCCCACAGAUGACAUUGUGCUGAUGGCCCAGUCCCUGGAGAAGGUGUUCCUGCAGAAGGUGGCCCAGAUGCCCCAGGAGGAGAUUGAGCUGCCCCCUCCUGCCCCCAGGGGCAAACCGGGCAAGCCUGGCAAAGGAGGCCGCAAGUCCAAUGCAUCGAAAGCUCACCAGGUCCCUGCGGUGUCCCAGUCAGCAUACUCCCCCUCCUCCUCUGACACGGGUGACUCAGACACCCCUCAUCAGACCAUGCUGCCCAAGAGUCUGCCCCCCACACAGCUGCUGAGCUGCCCCCCCACACUGCCCACCUCCAAGAAGAAGGGAGUGAAACGGAAGGCGGACACCACCACUCCCUCCACCAUGAUGACCAUGCCCCUGGCCGUAGGAGGGGGUCGGAUGGUGGGCCUUGGGAAAGGAGGCCACGGGCAAGGCCUGAGCCAUGACCCCUCCACCCUCUCCCUCACCUCCCUGGGGGACAUGGACCCCCCUCCCAGCCUGGUUAGAGGACCCAUGGGCCCAGGAGGCCCCGUUCUGCUCCAGCCCAUGAUGGCCGGAGGCGGGAAGACCCUAGUUCGGCGCGGUGGCAGUGGACGCCCCAUCAAGCCCCCCAAGAAAGACCUGCCGGACUCUGUGCAGCCCAAGGCGCCACGGCGGGCCAAGUUGAGUCAACAGCUGCGUUACUGUAGCAGCGUGCUGAAGGAUCUGCUGUCCAAGAAACACGCAGCCUACGCCUGGCCCUUCUACAAGCCCGUGGACGCCUCGGCCCUGGGCCUGCACGACUACCACGACAUCAUCAAGUGCCCCAUGGACCUCAGCAACAUCAAGAGGAAGAUGGACAGUCGGGAGUACAGGGAUUCGCAGCAGUUUUCCGCUGACGUCCGACUCAUGUUCUCCAACUGCUACAAAUACAACCCCCCCGACCAUGACGUAGUGGGCAUGGCCCGCAAGCUGCAGGACGUGUUUGAGUUCCGCUUCGCCAAGAUGCCCGACGAGCCCCUUCAGCAGGCUCCUCCCAAGUCCCGUGGCAUGGGUGGCGGCAUGGGCACUCACGCUCACGGCGGCGGCGACUCCUCGUCUUCUUCCUCGUCGUCAUCGUCCUCCUCCUCCUCGUCGGAGAGCGAGCCCAGCAGCGAGAGCGAGAGCAGCUCGGACAGCGAGGAGGAGCGAGCACACCGCCUGGCCGAGUUACAGGACCAGGUGUGUACACAGCUCCGAGCCGUACACGAGCAGCUGGCAGCCCUCUCCCAGGGCCCAAUCGUCAAGAACAAGAAGAAGAGGGAGAAGAAAGACAAGAAGGAGAAAAAGAAGAAGAAGAAGCCGGAGAAGCGAAGCCGAGGACGGCCCAGCGCGGCGGUAGGGGGUGAGGACUGGGAGAUGCUGACGGCCAAGCCGGUGAGGACUACGAAGAGUAAAUCCAGGAGCUCAGCUCCCGCCUCCUCACAGGGCAAGAGAGGCCCCGGCAAGAAGAAGGGCAGCAAAAACACCAAAAAGUCCCAGGCUGCUACCAUGCCCUACUACGCCCCGCCUGCCUUCUCCAUGCUGCCCCACUAUGACUCCGAGGAGGAGGAGGAGACGUCUCCCAUGUCGUACGACGAGAAGCGCCAGCUGAGCCUGGACAUCAACAAGCUGCCUGGCGAAAAGCUGGGCCGCGUCGUCCACAUCAUCCAGUCCCGCGAGCCCUCGCUGCGCGACACCAACCCCGAGGAGAUCGAGAUCGACUUUGAGACGCUCAAGCCGUCGACGCUGCGCGAGCUGGAGCGCUACGUCAUGACGUGCCUGAGGAAGAAGCCCCGUAAGCCCUAUGUGAAGAAAGGGGGCCCCGGCAAGUCCAGAGAGGAACUGGCCCUGGAGAAGAAGAGUGAGCUGGAGAGGAGGUUGCAGGAUGUCAGCGGACAGCUCAACUCUGGCAAGAAACCCCAGAAACCCAAGGCGGAGAAGCUCAGUGGCGUGGAGCCUCACGCCCAGCCCUCCCGCCUCAGCGGCAGCAGCUCCAGCUCAGACUCUUCCUCCUCCUCGUCAUCCUCCUCCUCUGACACCAGUGAAUCAGACUCGGGUUGAUGAGACAGUGGGAGAGGGAGGGAACCCCCGUCGAGCUCAGGGACAUGCGGCAGCCCCAGGACGACGUCUCCUGGGGCAGUCAAGGGAGGGAAAAGAGUGCCCCUCCCUCGACAGGCACCCCAGCACGAACACUCCCAAGAUGAAUGAUGAUGGUGGGAUUUGUGUGCAGGGUGGAGGACGCGUGAAGGUCACUAAGGAUACUGAAGACCAGAAACAUAUUGAGAGUUCAGCCAGGUUUAAGAACAGCUGCCAUGUUAGAGCCUUUAUUCUCGAAAUGUUGGUAAUGUAACAAUACGAGAGAGCCUCUGACAGUUCCCUAUGAAAUGACCAUUCAGGAUAAUGUAUAUCCAAGUCUUUACUGUGUUGUGGUGUCAACAAAUUGCAUAUCUGCUUUCACUGGACAUCUUCAUAGCUUUUGAAACUAUCAGAAAUAAACAGCGCAGAAGCGUCAAUUAUCACUUACAAUGGCUAUGGAGAAGGAAGUGGCACUCUCGGAAUGUUCAGACAGAAACCGCAUCGGACCAACUCUCUCUGACUCUGCUCAAGACCCCCAACACAAAUGCCUUGUUAUCCCUCUCCUCCCUGUGUAAAUACUUGUACAAUUUAUCUACGUUUCUUUUAUAAAGAAGAAUUUUAUGGCGAUCCCCCAAAGAGGGAGACUGAGGAGCAGUGAAAGGAUGUGGAGAGAUUUGCCCAGCCCCAUGUUGGACACUUCUUGAUGUGCAAUCAUAGAUUGAUAAGAACUGAAUGGGUAUAAGCAGUAUGGCAGAAACCCCACUUGCCCUCCCAGAAAGCUAUGUGGAGUGAGAAUUGUAAUGCUUACACUUAUCUGUUCUCUCACUACGAGGCCGUCACUGUCUAGUGGUUGAUUUUCAGAUCUGGUAGUUAUGUCUUUUCUGUCAAGUCUUAUAGCUGCAGUUCACGAGUCAGUACUUUUUGUUGUUGCUUUCUGUGUUUCAUUUUACAUCUGUUCUUACUGCUAACAGACCAACAUUCAGCUGGACAUAAAGUUCAGAGGCAGGAGAGUUUUAUUUCCAUUCCAUAUGUUCCUCUUAAGAGAUCUAACUACUGAAACUCUUUUUCUUGACAGUGAGAUUUGUCAUACAUGUAUGGCACUUACCAUUAAGAAACAGCCCAGUUGUCAUUUCUCAGGAAAGGAGUAGGUUUCUUGAUGGUGACACUGCAGUCUUAAUCACAGCAGUCAUAGAAACUGAUCAGUCUGCAAUUCUGUUUGUGCUUAAAGGAAGAUUCCACUCAAUCAUUUGGUAUUUGUUUCGUUAGUCCACUGUUGAUACAGUUCCACAAUGUUUUGCAUGUCAGCCAUCAAGUUUUCAACAUAGAACUUUCAAAAUACAGAAAGUGUCACAGUAUGAUGCGCUUUGUAAGCUAACCGGUGGUUAGAUGUUAAAUCACCGUGAAUACAAGAGCAGACAUCCUACGUUGAAGUUUGGACCAAGAGAUACACCAGAUGAGAUGUAUAGAAGCUAGGCUGUUAGAUCUCUUUAAGGAAAGUGUGUGUAUAUAGAUGUAUAGUACUGUAUUUCAGUGGUCAAAUGAUCAUGUUUCUUUCUACCAGUGAGUCUAUUUUCCUGUCUUGCUUUUCUUUUAUACUCUAUUUAUCCUCCACUUAGUCAUGCUUUAUUAUUCCAGAACAUGUCCUGAACAUUGUUUUGCCUCCUGGUUGACUGGAUUGCUGCUCAGAAGCAUGCCAGUCAUUUGAAAACUGUAUAUAUUAAAAUGAGACCUUCUAUAAA